Laetiporus sulphureus 93-53 is the source of this 3318-nucleotide messenger RNA. RefSeq names its product DNA repair protein. The coding region runs from base 1 to 3318 and encodes 1105 amino acids. Gene Ontology annotation, molecular function: DNA-directed DNA polymerase activity; deoxycytidyl transferase activity; damaged DNA binding. NCBI's taxonomy places the organism in Eukaryota, Fungi, Basidiomycota, Agaricomycetes, Polyporales, Laetiporaceae. The record is from RefSeq and is a predicted model, not a curated record. Gene Ontology annotation, biological process: error-free translesion synthesis; error-prone translesion synthesis. Gene Ontology annotation, cellular component: nucleus. The transcript is spliced from 7 exons.
AUGGCAAGAAAGCGUGCCAAGCUGCAGAUUCAGAAUGCAGAGAUGGACACGGAAAGAGAGAGUGGUACGCCUAGGAUCUUUCGAGGCUUGCAGAUCUACAUAAAUGGCUGGACGGAACCAUCUGUCCAAGACCUACGUCAAAUGAUCAUACAGCAUGGAGGGAUCUAUCAUCCUUACCUUGACAAGAAGUCACUAGUUACUCAUAUCAUCACUUGUUCCCUCACUCCCGCUAAGAUCCGCGAAUUCAAGCACAUGAAGGUCGUCAGACCAAAAUGGCUUAUGGAAAGUGCGAAGGCUGGUCAGCUGCUUCCAUGGCACGACUUCAUCUUCAAGCCCGGAGAUCGUCUUGAACCGUCUCAAGGCAAAAGGAUCGCACAGAAGUCUCUGUUUGAAGGUUUCGUAUCUCAGAAUGCGACAAGACCUACGGGAGGAUCAACAAGCUCUUGGGGAGACCAACCGCACCCUGUGGAAAAAGAAAAAUCCCUCGACGAUGGCCAGCCUGCGGCAGGACCGUCACGCUUGACAUCCGAUAUGCAACCAGAUCCCAUAACGCCACCGCAGACUCCGAAGAAAAAAGCGGGUAGCGUCUCCCCUCCCCUCUACACCACAGAUCCUUCUACACCCGAACAAGCGGUUCGCGUCCCAGACUACGCCUCACCUUCAUCAAAUCGUAAUGCCGAACGUGCAAUGGCAGAUCCCGCAUGGCGCGCCGCGCACACGUCAGUCGCGCCCGACUUCGUGCAGGGGUACUACAAGAACUCGCGUCUGCACCACUUGUCAACUUGGAAGGCGGAGCUGAAGGAUCUCGUUGCAGAAGCUCAGGAGCGCGCUGAGAAGGGCGAUGCGUCAGCAUGGGGUCGCUUGCCGAGCUCUCAGGACCGGACUGCCGUGGAGAAGAUCGUGGAGCAGAACAUCGGACGGCGAGAGAGAGAAGGCAUGGACGAUGUGAGUAUGCGGGGGGCACAGCUGGUCAUGCGUUCUCUAAGCAAGGGAAAAGGGAAAGAGCGCGCGGUUGACAGUGAUGAAGACCGUGUGAUUAUGCAUUGUGACUUCGAUAGUUUCUUUGUGUCUGCUGGGCUCAUUGAUCGACCCGAUCUGCGUGGCAAGCCUGUCGUCGUAUGCCAUUCGCAGGGCAAUACGGGAGGAGGAUCAAGCACUAGCGAGAUUGCCAGUGCAAGUUAUGAGGCUAGGAGUUUCGGCGUUAAGGGCGGCAUGAGUCUACAACAGGCCCGGAAGCUCUGUCCGACUUUGUUGACGAUUCCUUAUGAGUUCAAGAGGUAUAAGCAGCUCUCACUGCAGUUCUACACCAUCCUUUUGGCGCAUGCGGAUGACCUACAAGCAGUCUCGGUCGAUGAAGCGCUCAUAGACGUGACAUGCAGUGUCCGUCGCAUCAAUAGGGAGAUAGCCAAUAGUCAGGAUCCCGCUGCAUCUCCCGCCGACCCUGCGCGGGACUUCGCUGAGGUCAUCCGUGCGCAAGUGAAGAAGGCAACUGGUUGUGAAGUGAGUAUUGGUAUAGCUCACAACGUCAUGCUUGCGCGUGUCGCCUCGCGCAAGGCAAAGCCAGCUGGGUCGCUCCAUAUAUUGCCGAAGGAUGCGCAAGAGAUCCUCGCAACCCUCGACAUUGAUGAUCUGCACGGCUUUGGAUAUUCCGCACGUCAGAAAGCUCUCGAGAAACUUGGCGCUACGACUCUCGGCGAGUUAGCGAAGAAGAGCAAGGCUGUUCUAUGCGAGGCGCUCGGAAAAGGGACGGGAGAGACGUUGUACAAAGCCAUUCGAGGGAUUGAUGACCGCAAGCUGGAGUCGGACAAGCCACGCAAGUCCGUGUCGUGUGAUAUCAAUUAUGGCAUACGGUUCGAAAACAAUGAGCAAGCCGAGGCGUUCAUCUAUCAAGUCUCGGAGGAAGUAUCCCGACGGCUCAACAACAUCAAUAUGAAAGGCCGCUCCUUGACUUUGAAAAUCCUGACACGCGAUUCGAGCGCUCCGGUGGAGGCACCUAAGUUCAUGGGCCACGGUAUAUGUGAGUCGUUCAAUAAGCAGGCGCCUUUGAUCCCGCCUGGCGGACGAGCGACAAGCGACGAACGAAUUAUAUGCGAGCACGCAUGGAGAUUGCUGAAGAGCUUCAACUUUGAUCCCAGGGAGCUGCGCGGGAUAGGCAUACAGAUCCAGAAGCUAGAGAAAGCUGAUGGGGAAACUGCGUCGGAUGUCGGACAAGCGGUCCUGCCGUUCAAGCCGAAGGCCUCUGACGAAAAGGAAGCACCUACUGCACUGGAGCCCGCUGAAGACAAGGCUGCUGGAAACCCUGCCAUUGUCGUCCAGCCGCCUUCACAGGACGAUGACGAGAUCCAGAUCAUCGACCUUACCGAAACAGAAGUCCCGUCGAUCAAGGCGGAAGUUGCUGAUCUACCAUCCUUGUCACAAGUUGACAUGGCAGUCUUUGACGCUCUACCCGAGGAUGUGCGUAAAGAGCUCGAGAUAGAGUACAGUCGCAGGUCCGCUACGCCUGUGCUCGCGGAGCACCCGGCGCGUAGUCGCUCGCCUUCCAUGCCCGUUGAACGCAACCAGAAGAUCAUAGUCAAGGGAACGGAUGUCAAGCGCAUCACACAACAGCUGGCACCGCAGAACAGGCCGAGUGUCUCGCCCGCGAAGAGCAGACUGUUCACGAAGCCGGUCGGGCCGUCUUCUGUCUACGUCUCAGAGAGAGAACUUCUCAAGUUGAAUAUCGAUCCGGAGGUGUUCAUCAUGCUGCCGCCUGAUUUGCAGCGGGAACAGCUGGCGAUGGCGCGUGGCGUCAAGGCACCUGGCGUGUCGUUGUUCGCAGAACGUAAGGUGCUGAAGCCGAAGGUGAUGUCGAAGUCUCCGUCAGUUCCAUACUACCGUGCUCCGCCACCUCAAGCAAUAUACGUGCAGCCGCCCAUACUGAAGCAGCAGGGCAAGGCGAAGGGUGACAAGCUCUACUUCACUGAGACUGAAGACAUCGAGCGGGUGAUCGAGGCAUGGGUGGACGGAUUCCGAGAGCAUCCACCAAACCAGCGAGACGUGGACUACUUCGCGAAGUUCCUCGUGCACUGUGCGGAUGGUAUGAAGUCUACUGACACAGGCAUUGAGAAAGCGACGAUGGUACUGAGGUGGUGGUUGGUGCUGUUGAGGCGGUACUUCGGCGUCUGGGAGCACGCUUCGAACGAUGGCGUGCCAGAUGCUGGAGGCGAGGUCACAUCAGAGGUAGUCGGGCGCGCAUGGUGGAAGGCGUUUCGAGAGGUGAAGCAGAAAAUGGAUGUAGUUGCCAGGAAGAAGUUCGGCGGCUGUUUGUCACUAAGAUGA